Molecule: messenger RNA, 3506 nt
Organism: Chenopodium quinoa (quinoa)
Lineage: Eukaryota; Viridiplantae; Streptophyta; Magnoliopsida; Caryophyllales; Amaranthaceae
Product: protein RIK-like
Exons: 11
Coding region: 41-1567 (508 amino acids)
Cellular component (GO): nucleus
Molecular function (GO): RNA binding
Source: RefSeq, a predicted model, not a curated record
UAAGACAAAAGGGUAAAAACAAAAGAUUGGAAGACAGAAAAUGACGAACAUCCCUUCAACACCUCUCCUUCAGUCCACCGUUUGUUCUUCACCGGCGACCAUAAUCAACGAACCAAAAACUAUGACACAGGAUUACGUUGCAGAAAAUCAAGCUUCAAUCUCCAAGCAAAGAAAGAAGAGGAGGUGGGAUCAGCCUGACGAAUCUUUUGUCUCUUGUGGAGUUUUGCCUGGAAUGCUACCCAUGAACACUGUAGGAUGCUCUGGUAUAUCUCUUCCAGGAGCGGUUUCAGCUUCGUGUGCUGCUUCAACCAGUUCCACGAAAGCUUCUUAUGUCAGUAUUCAGGCCUCUGUGCAACAACAAGCUGCUGCUGUGGUCCAAAAACUAAUUGAGCCGAAGAUUCAGGAUGAUCUCAUAAUAGCAAGAGAAAUUGUUAUAAAUGAUGCAGAUCCAGCUAUGCGUUACAAGCUGACAAAACGUCAGACACAGGAAGAGAUUCAAAAGUGUACUGGUGCAGUCGUAAUAACUAGGGGCAAGUAUCGACCACCCAAUGCAGUACCAGAUGGUGAUAAACCACUUUACCUUCACGUAUCUGCUGGAGCUCAUUUGAAAGAGACAUCAGAACGGAUCCUUGCAGUAGAUCGUGCAGCUGCCAUGGUUGAGGAUAUGCUGAAACAGGUAUCUCAGCCAUUUAGCACAUGUAUCUAUUUGGGCUUUGAUGCAGAUCCAUCACUCAACAUGGUUGCAAGAAUACGUGGUCCAAAUGACCAAUAUAUAAAUCACAUUAUAAAUGAAACAGGAGCAACAGUUGUACUACGUGGGCGUGGUUCAGGGUAUCUUGGGAACAUUCAGGGUGAAGAGGGACAGCAACCUUUACAUUUACUGUUGUCCAGUAGCAAUCAAAAGAGCCUUGAAGAUGCAAAACUUUUAGCGGAAAAUCUUUUGGACACAAUCAGUAGAGAGUGUGGUGCAAAUAGGGUCUCAUCAUGCAAAGUUUAUGGUGCUGUUCCACCCCCACAACAAUUGUUGGUUGGCGUUCAGAGUUCAGGGACAGAAAUGCAACAAAACCUGAGUUCUGCUGCAACUUCAAUGCCAGGAGUAGCUGUUCCUUUGGUUGUUGGAGCAGUGGUUCCAACUUCCUUUUCUUAUGGGCAGGUAGUGCAACAUGGAGCCUUGCUUCCUCCUGGCCAUGCCCAAACAAAUGGGCUUCCCUAUUCCCAGCCACUGACUGCCUGUACUAGCUACAGUGCAUAUGCUGGAAUAUAUCCGCAGGCCACACCUUUGCAGCAAGUGGGAUUAGCUCUUAGACAGUCAGGUCCAGUCUCCUCUACAGUUGAUCCUGCUACAUCAACUCCAAGGGUGAUGUCAAAAAGCUUAUCAGAGUCAGAAAAGCGUAAGCGGAAAUUCCAAGAGUUGCCUGCAGCUGUAAAUAGAGUUGCUAUCUCCCAACAGGAAAAUAUGACCCACCCACUGAAUAUAGAGCCCCAAGGUAUGUUUUGUCUGCUUUGUUCGUUAUGGUUGAAUUCAAUAGAUUUGAAUGAAUUGAAUCUAGAGGACAUUGAAGUGUAAAAUUGACUCUUGUCCUUGGCCCUAAAUUUUUGGUAUUGAUACUCUUCUGAAUGAGGAGAUCAAUGGGGCUAAAGUCCACAAAUGAUAUAAAUCGGAGAAAAAUGUUGCGUUCAGAUGUUAAUAUUGUGCAAGAUUCGCACAGAAUCCCUAAAGAGGUGGCUGAAAGAAUAUCUAAAGUUACAACUUAUUCCCACAAAGAAGCUGGACUAGACACAUGUGUUUAUGCUCUCUUCACCUGGUUUGAAUUUAUAAAAGUCUGGUAUGAAUCUGUCAAAUUUGAUCUGGCCUGGUAUGAAUAUUUCUAGUCUGCUUUAGUCCGAUCUUUUUUUCUUACUGAACUUUGACUACACUUUAAUGCUAAUUUGUAAGAAAAGACAUUAUCAUGAGGGAUCUUGUUAAUCUUGUUUAAUAAUACGAACUUAAACAUAUUUGGUAGUAAGUAAACGUAAAAGAGAUCUCCUCUGACUAGAAUUCUGUUCUGGUCUAACUUUAACAAGAAUUUGUUACGUUGCCUUGAUCAUGGAAGAUCAUACCAUACCUUCACUAGUGAUUUAAUGUUUGUGACAAUGAUGUUUUACGUUUCACCUUUUAAGAGGGAGAAAUUGGGUUGUUGUCAGUGAUGUAGUGUUUAUCCCGAGAACUAUCUAUAUACUUUGUGUGUCUAUUUUCCUAAGCACUCUGCAAUCCAGAGCCAGGCUUCAUACAUGAUACAAGUAAUAGUGAAGCACUUCUAUGAUGCAAAGACUUUUAUUAAGGUGUCAAAGCUUAAGUAUGUAUCCAAGAGUCUGACAUGGAAAGUUCUUUAUAUGAUGAUAUAGGAACACUCAUGAAUAUUGAUGUUUUGGUAUGGUCAUAUGGAAUAGUAUACAAGUGCAGUGUCCAUAUGCACAUAUACUUGAGUGGAAUUUAUAUUUUAUGAACAAAAUUGAAAUAUUGAAUGUCAAAGUGUUUAUACGUGUCUGGAGUGUCAUUUAUGCAACAUAAAUACUCAAGCUGAAAUGAAGAGUUUAAGUACUAUAGGCUCAUAACUACGCUUUGAUGACAAGGUUUAUCAGUUUUCAUUGUCUAGCUGUAAUAGGAAUCUAAUGAAUUAUUCUCGAAAAAACUAUAAUUAGGGCUGCAGUUUUAUUAUUAUUAUUAUUAUUAUUAUUAUUAUUAUUUAUUAUUAUUAUUACUACUUGUUAAUAAUAAUGGUAAUACACUUUGGUGCAUUCUUAUUAUCAUUAACAAGCAUACCAGACUAGGCAUUAUUAUUAUUAUUAUUAUUAUUAUUUAUUAUUAUAUUACUACUUGUUAAUAAUAAUGGUAAUACACUUUGGUAACAUUCUUUUCUACAUUCCUGUUUCCCACCUUCGUCAGUGGUAAAAAUUCUUUGAUAUCUCUUAGUCCUGUUCUUUCUCAUAUGAAUUUAAAUGUUGUUGGAAAACAUGGCUGUAAUAGUUCGUCAUUAUUUUCUCGUCUCCUUUUUGAUAAACAACGCUUGGAAAACAUAUUAUACUUAUACAUCCAUGCAUCUAAACUUCCUCUGCUCGUUAUUAUUUGUCAAAUUUAAAUUUUUUCUGAUGCUCUUAGAUAUUUUUUAGUUUCUUAUCAAUCAAUCAAUCAAAGCGUUAAUCCCAUAUAUUUAGUUUCUAAUGUGUCUGAAUGAAAAUUAGGUGAAAGUCAAAAAGAAAGUAAGCCACAUUGUAAAAGGAGUUUGACUAGUGUUCUUCUUUGAUUAAAUAUUCUAUUUUUGUACUCACACAGAUGUAUUUAUAAUCCAAGUUCUCUCAUGCUCUUAAAUUUCCUUUGUAAGUGAUUUUUUUACUUCUGUAUGCUUCAUAUAACAUGAAUAAGAAUUUUGUGCAGUUAAUUUCUACUUCCUCCGUUCUAUUAAUAUUGCAACAAGGAUGAAAUUACGCAUCCCAAAGCACAUUUUAUAUGCUAAAUAUCUAUAAUU